Fonsecaea erecta is the source of this 2133-nucleotide messenger RNA. RefSeq lists its product as hypothetical. Lineage: Eukaryota; Fungi; Ascomycota; Eurotiomycetes; Chaetothyriales; Herpotrichiellaceae. The coding region runs from base 1 to 2133 and encodes 710 amino acids. The record is from RefSeq and is a predicted model, not a curated record. The transcript has 2 exons.
AUGGGCCGUGGCAGCCUGAAGUAUCGCUCGACGUCGCAUACUGAUCGUUCUUCCCAUAAAUCCACGACCUUCCCACAUAUGCCCCAGGUGUAUCAUAUUGUUGAACAAAUGUGUAAACUCGGCACCGUUCAGCAGGCUGUCGCCGGCUGGGGCAAAGCCCAGUUCGACUCGGACGACGAAUUUGACGAUUAUUAUAGCGACACCGACGACGAUGACGUGAUGCCCGAUCUUGAAGAUGAGGAACAAGACGUCCCCCCCCAGUCUAGACAACGCACGUCUUCAAUCUACAAACCUCUCAAGCCCUUGGAGAUUCGACUGUUUCGCAUGGACUCGGCCGCCGACGCGACGGACAACAAGGCUGAGAUCGUCCUCUCCCUCGACAACUACCUCAUAUCAGAGGCGCCACCAUUCUCGGCCUUGUCGUACUGCUGGGGGGAUCCGGCGACCACGGCGUCCCUUCAGGUCAAUGGAAACGUGCUACCAAUCACUAACAACCUGAACACGGCGCUGCGACGACUUCGCACUGUCCAGGAGCGGGACCACAUUCAGUUCUGGUGGGUCGACGCCAUCUGUAUUCACCAACAGAACCUCAGAGAGCGCGCUGAGCAGGUCAUGCUCAUGAGAGAGAUCUUCCGCGUGGCGAGCUCGGUCGUCGUGUGGCUCGGGGAGCCGCAGUCGGCAGGCAACAACUUUCUGCACGAUGUCAAGGCCAUCCAUAGCUACAUCGACGACCACGAGAGCGGACAGAGCACGUUACCACCACCGGACGUGAAGAUUGUUGAGCCUCAUCUCCCAGGCGUGUACGAUCUGGUCGGCAAUGCGUAUUUCACCCGGCUGUGGAUGGUGCAAGAGACUAUGGCGGCGCGUCGUGCGGUCUUCUACUCAGGCGGCACGGCCGAGAAUUGGGAUACGGUUACUCGUGUGUGCAAGUGGGUGUCGGCGACGGGACUCAUCUGGUCGGACUCCCGACAGUCAUCCCGAAACCUGACGCGGGCCCAAUCACUCCUGCUCCGGCACGAGUCGCCUACGCUGCUCCAUCUGCUGUGCCGCUUUCGCGGCCUCAAGUGCUCCGACGACCGGGACAAGGUGUUUGCGCUCUUGACGACCUCGCGCGAGAACAGGGACACCUACGACGUCCUGCCGGACUACACGCAGUCCGUGGUCGAAGUGUACACGGGCAUAUGCCGCUUCGUGCUCCAACGCAGUCGCCAGCUGCAUAUCCUGAGCUGCGUCCAGAAUGCCACUGAAUCACCGGACCUGCCGUCCUGGACACCGGAUUGGAGACGGACGUGGUCGCACAUGGCGCUCGACGUGUACUUUGGCGCCGAACAGGUGCACCACGUCUUCCGCGCGAGCCAGGAGAUGCGAGCCAUGGUGACUCCAUCCACGGAUCCACGGAUCCUGACCGUCAAGGGCGUGCCGAUCGACACGGUCAGAACAACGGACAAGCCCGAAAAGGACGCGAUCCUGGCGGCCUCUGCUGUGUCUUUCCAGGAUUUCGCUGAUAAGUUGCUCCAUCGUCUCGGAAUCGAGGACCCAGAAACACCCUACUUGCUCACGGGUGAAUCAUAUCGCGAGGCUCUAUUCCGGACUUUAUCGGCCGACUUUGUGAUGAAGGCACCAAGCUCUUCUCCGUCGUCGCCUGCGUCAACAACAGCCCCUUCCCCUCUUCCCAUCAUCCUGCCCGUCGAAGAUGCGCUUGGCCACCAGGAUGAACUGGUUUUCAAGCCGAGGACGGUACGGCGGUGGCACAGCACGCCCUUGAACCAUACGUACAUGUCUCCGUGGACGGACAGCCUCGAGGCCUACCAUCCCACAGCCGUCGAGGCGUACAGCAUCCCCGGCGCGCCUGUCUGUACUCGGUCGAUCUACAAACACAUCCAAAACCUCAUGAUUGGGCGGUUGUUGUUCGUGACCGAGACGGGACACCUGGGGCUGGGGCCUGAGGACGCACGGCUGGGAGACCAGGUGGUGGUCUUGCCUGGGGCGGACGUGCCGUUUGUCUUAAGGUCGGUGGGCGGUGGAGCAGGGGAAUAUCGCGUGGUCGGGGAAUGCUAUGUGCAUGGUUUCAUGGACGGUGUGGCGGUCGAGGGAAAGGAGGCGGCAGCUUGGCGAGAAUAUGUCCUUUGUUGA